AUGGCAAACUGGAAAAAUCUGAGCAAAUUAGAAAAUCUUAUCUUGGAUGGUACCAAUUUUGUUGACAAAAAUAUCCUUAACAACAUUGGAGGGUUGUUGUCUCUCAAAGUUAUUUCGUUUUCUGAAUGUGGACUCAGUGGAGACUUACCUAAUCAAGGUUGGUGUGAGCUUAAAAACCUUCAAGAGUUAAGGCUCAGUAAAAAUGAGUUGAACGGAAUGCUUCCCUCUUGUUUAGGAAACUUGACUUCUCUUCGAUUGAUUGACCUAUCCACUAAUCAAUUUUAUGGCAAUAUAGCCAUAUCCCCCUUUUAUAAACUAACCUCACUUGAAUCUUUAACUAUUUCAAAUAACCACUUCCAAGUCCCAUUUUCUUUUGAUUCCUUGAGCAAUCAUUCUAAUCUCAAAUUCAUUCUUGCUGCCAACAAUGAAGUGAUUUCGGAAACCAGUAUAAAAAACCUUGUCCCAUCCUACAAACUAGAAUUUUUUAGUCUAUCUAACUGUGUAGGACAAUAUCCUAGAUUACCAAGCUUUCUGCUUCAUCAAAAUCAGUUAAGAAUCCUUGAUCUGUCAUAUAAUAAUGUUGGUGGUGAUUUUCCUGUUUGGUUGUUGGAGAACAACACAAAACUAGAAGGGUUUUACAUGCGUGGCAAUGCUUUUAAUGGAGAACUCAAAUUUUCUCAGAAACCUAAUAUCCACAUUGGGACAGUAGAUAUCUCUAUGAACAACAUAAGUGGACAAAUCCCAAAAGAUAUAAAUAUUGUCUUUCCAAACAUUGUUGUACUAAACAUGUCUUGGAACAAUCUUGUUGGCAGCUUACCAUCUAGUUUUUGUGGCCUUAAUUCCUUGGCAUAUUUGGAUUUGUCUAACAACAACUUGACGGGGGAAUUACCACAGGAAUUAUCUACUUCUUGUGUGUCUUUACAGUAUUUGAAACUGUCAAAUAACAAGUUCCAAGGGAAAAUAAUAUUUCCAAGAGCUUUAAAUACAUAUCAAUUGUCAGUCUUACAACUCGACAACAACAACUUUGUGGGCACGAUACCUGAUAAUCUCUCUACCAUUUUUGUUACUCUACGAGCACUAGACCUCAGUAACAACCAUUUGUAUGGGGAACUUCCAAAGUGUUUAGGCAAUAUGAUGAACCUCAAUGUUCUUUCCCUGUCUAAUAAUCUACUUGAAGGCCCAAUUCCUGUAGAGCUUUGCAAGUUAGAUAGCAUUGAGCUAUUGGAUAUGUCAUACAAUAGGUUAUCAGGCUCGAUUCCAUCUUGCUUCAACCCUACAAGAUUGAAACAUCUUCAUCUAAGCAACAAUUUGUUUGGAGGUCAACUCACUCGUGCAUUUUUUAAUAUGCCUUCCCUAGCGACACUAGACCUCAGAAACAACAAAUUUAGAGGGAGAAUUCCAAAAUGGAUUAGCAACCUUAGGGUACUAAACAUUCUCCUCCUUCAAGGGAAUUCUUUUGAAGGGAUCAUCCCAAUUCAAUUAUGCCAAUUGAUUGAACUGAGUAUGCUAGAUCUCUCUUACAAUAAUCUUAGCGGUUCAAUUCCUCGUUGUUUGGAUAAGAUGACGUUAGCCAUGGAUUUUUCCGAUUUUCAUAAAUAUUCUACUAUUGAAGUAGCAAGCAGUCCUAUGACUUGGGCAACAUUGUCGUACUUGAAAACAAGCAAAUUGGCAACGACAUUUCACCUUCCUUUGGCUGUGAUUGAUGAUGAUUAUUAUCCCUUAACCGAUGGUGAUGUCACAGCAGAGUUUACUUCCAAGCUGCUAUCACAUUCUUAUAAGGGAAUCGUGUUGAAAUACAUGUCAGCAGUUGAUUUAUCUUGCAAUCAACUAAGCGGCAACAUUCCUCUAAAUCUUGGGAACUUAAGUGAAAUCCGCGCUUUGAACCUUUCACACAACAAUCUCACUGGAGCCAUCCCGACAACCUUAUCUGGUCUUGUGAAGGUCGAGAGCUUGGAUCUAUCCUACAACAUGUUAAAUGGGAGAAUCCCGGCUCAACUAGCUGAACUCAAUUUUUUGGAAGUCUUCAGUGUAGCACACAACAAUUUAAGUGGUCCCAUUCCAGAUCGCAAGGCGCAAUUUGCAACCUUUGAUCAAAGCAGUUAUGAAGGAAAUGUUCUCCUUUGUGGCCCUCCACUUAGCAACCUUUGCACCCAGAAUAAUGAACCGCCCCCACAAGUGUUGUUACCCGACAAUGGCAAAGAAGAAAGCAAUUUCAUGGACUUGGAAUCAUUCUACAUCAGCUUUGUUGUAUCUUACAUAGUUAUGUUUCUAACUGUGAUUGUUGUAUUGUGCAUAAAUCCAUAUUGGAGGAGAACCUGGUUUGGUAUCAUUGGGUUUUAUGCAAUAUCCUGUUAUCACUUAGCAUUGGAUAGUUUUUCUUAA
Molecule: messenger RNA, 2382 nt
Organism: Ipomoea triloba (trilobed morning glory)
Lineage: Eukaryota; Viridiplantae; Streptophyta; Magnoliopsida; Solanales; Convolvulaceae
Product: receptor-like protein 15
Exons: 3
Coding region: 1-2382 (793 amino acids)
Molecular function (GO): protein binding
Source: RefSeq, a predicted model, not a curated record